AUGGGCAUAGGUGGUGGGACACGAAUACCACUAUGGAUAUCAAUACUAGCACUUGCCUUCGCCCAGAUCAAAGUUCAAGUCCAGGGCAGUGAAGCCAAGUACGUUUCUUCGUCUAUCCAGCAGCGACAAGACUAUCUUAAUACAGCCGGUACCAAAUCAAAAAGAGUGACAAUCAUUCCACCUCUUCCAAACACAUUGUCAAUAAAGUCUGGCAAUCCCUCUCACAAUGGCCGUGUGUGCAGCACGUGGGGUAACUUCCACUUCAAGACCUUUGAUGGGGAUAUCUUUUACUUCCCUGGGGUCUGCAAUUACAUCUUUGCAUCCAACUGCAAGUCUGCCUAUGAGGACUUCAAUAUCCAGAUAAGGCGUACAAUGGUGGAAAAUGCUACCGUAAUCACUCACAUCAUCAUGAAGCUGGAGGGAGCAGUGAUUGAACUGACCCGCAGUGGUGUCCUGCUUGCUGGCAAGCCGAUUCAGCUGCCCUACAGUCAGAUGGGAAUCUUGAUAGAGAAAAAUAACAACUACUUGAAAGUUACUGCCAAGUUAGGACUGGUCUUCCUCUGGAAUGAAGAGGAUGCCCUCCUGGUGGAACUGGAUAAGAAAUAUGCCAAUCAGACUUGUGGGCUCUGUGGAGACUUCAAUGGAAUACCAAUUAACAAUGAGUUUAUGUCACAGAGGACAAAAUUGACUGCCCUGCAGUUUGGGAACAUGCAGAAGAUGGACGGACCCACAGAACAGUGUGAUGACCCUAUUCCUUCUGCUGUUCUGGGGAACUGCACGACUGAAUUUGGUUCUAUCUGUCAAAUAGUAUUAACUAGUGAAGCAUUCAAAAGCUGUAAUGUACUUGUGGAUGUUAAGGACUACAUUGAAACUUGCAUACAAGACUUAUGCCAUUGUGAUAACUCCAUGGCUGAUUUCUGUAUGUGCAACACCUUUGCUGAAUACUCCCGGCAGUGCGCUCAUGCAGGUGGACAGCCUCUGAACUGGAGGACCUCUGAACUGUGUCCCAAAUCAUGUCCUUUCAACAUGCAAUACCAGGAAUGUGGCUCCCCAUGCUCUGACACCUGCACCAACCCUGAACGAUCUGCACUUUGUGAAGAUCACUGCAUGGAUGGCUGCAUCUGUCCUCCAGGAAUGGUAUUUGAUGACAUUAAUGGUGCUGGUUGUAUUUCCCGUCAACAAUGUCACUGUACCUAUGAAGGCGAAAUUUAUGCUCCUGGUGCCUCUUUCUCAUCCAAGUGCAGAUCAUGUACCUGUGCUGGAGGUGAGUGGACUUGUGUCGCCCAGUCAUGUCCGGGGACUUGCAGUAUUGAAGGAGGUUCCCAUAUCUCAACAUUUGAUGAGAAGCAUUAUUCCUUCUUUGGAGACUGUAGCUAUGUCCUGACCAAGCUCUGUGACAGCAACGAUUUCACUGUUUUGGGAGAAAUCCGUAAGUGUGGCAUGACUGACACCGAGACGUGCCUCAAGGGUAUAGCCAUCAGUAUAAGUGGAGGACAAACUAACAUUCUGAUCCAGCCUUCUGGCAGUGUAUUUGUGAAUAUGAUCUACACACAAUUGCCAUUCUCUGCAGCAAAUGUUACCAUCUUCAGGCCAUCAUCUUUCUUCAUCAUUUUGCAAACAACCUUUGGUCUUCAGCUAGAAAUUCAGCUUGUGCCUAUCAUGCAAGUUUUUAUAAAUGUAGAUCCAUCACAUAAAGGGCAGACCUGUGGUCUCUGUGGAAAUUUCAAUGAUAUCCAGACAGAUGACUUCAAAACAACCAGUGGUGUAAUAGAAGGUACUUCAGCUGCCUAUGGCAACACAUGGAAAACUCGAGCUGACUGUCACGAUGCUAAAAACAUCUUUGAGAACCCCUGCAGCCUCAGCAUAGAAAAUGACCAGUAUGCUCAGCACUGGUGUGGACUGCUCUCUGAUACCACAGGACCUUUUGCUGAAUGUCAUUCAACAGUUAACCCAGAAGUUUACCAGAAGAACUGUAUAUUUGAUACCUGUAACUGUGAGAAAAGUGAGGACUGCAUGUGCGCUGCUCUUUCAAGCUACGUCAGGGCCUGUGCUGCCAAAGGAGUUCUCCUUGCUGGAUGGAGGAGCAAUGUCUGCAAAAAAUACACCACUUCAUGUCCCAAAACCUUGAAGUAUACUUACAAUGUUGAUACCUGUCAACCCACUUGCCGAUCUCUGAGUGAGCCUGAUGUCACAUGCAACAUCAAGUUUGUCCCAGUUGAUGGCUGCACCUGUGUAAACGGAACCUACAUGGAUGAAAGUGGCAAAUGUGUGCCUGCUUCUAGCUGUCCCUGUUACUACAAAGGAACCUCUCUACCUUCUGGAGAAGUUAUUCAUGAUAAUGGUGUUGUAUGCAAUUGCAUCCGUGGAAAGCUGAGCUGCAUUGGAGGGAAAACAGAAGAAGUCUGUGCACCUCCCAUGUUCUAUAUUGACUGUGGCAAUGCCACGUCAGACAUAAUAGGAGCUGAGUGCCAGAAGAGCUGUCAGACUCUGGACAUAGACUGCUACAGAACGCAGUGUGUCUCUGGCUGUGUAUGUCCUGGCAAUCAAGUGCUGGAUGACAAAGGUGGCUGUAUAGCUGCAGAGGACUGUCCAUGUGUUCACAAUGGGAAUUCCUAUCAUCCAGGAGAGUCAAUCAGAGUUGGCUGCAACAACUGCACAUGUAUAAAUAGAAAAUGGCACUGCUCCGAAGAACCUUGCCUAGAAACCUGUUCUGUUUAUGGAGAUGGGCAUUACACAACCUUUGAUGGCAAACGUUUUGAUUUUGAAGGAGACUGUGAAUAUGUUCUGGUCCAGAACUACUGUGGUAAAAAAAGUUUGAAUCAGGGAACCUUCAGAGUCAUCACUGAGAACAUUCCAUGUGGUACUACAGGAACCACUUGCUCUAAGUCUAUUAAAGUAUUCAUGGGGAACUAUGAGUUGGUGCUCAGUGAUGGACACUCUGAUGUCAUCCAGAGGACACCUGGAGGAAAAAUGCCGUUCCAAAUCCGUUCCAUGGGCAUCUACUUGGUGGUUGACACUAAUGUUGGCCUGAUACUUAUGUGGGACAAGAAAACCAGUAUAUUCAUCAAGCUUAGCCCUGGCUUUAAGGGACAUGUCUGUGGCCUCUGUGGAAACUAUGAUGGCAACGGGAACAAUGAUUUCACUACUCGCAGUCAGUCAGUGGUAGGGAAUGUGCUAGAGUUUGGCAACAGCUGGAAAGUGUCUUCCACUUGCCCAAAUGCUAAUCGUACCAAGGAUCCCUGUGCUGCGAACCCUUACAGGAGCUCAUGGGCACAGAAGCAAUGCAGCAUCAUCACCAGUGAAGUAUUUGCAAAGUGUCACUCACAGGUUGAACCAAAUGAGUAUUACCAAGCAUGUGUGAAUGAUGCUUGUGCCUGUGACACUGGAGGAGACUGUGAAUGCUUCUGUACAGCAGUAGCUGCCUAUGCUCAAGCAUGCAAUGAGUUGGACAUCUGCAUUUCAUGGCGAACCCCUUCCAUUUGUCCUUUGUUCUGUGAUUACUACAAUCCACAAGGGGAAUGUGAAUGGCAUUACAAACCAUGUGGAGCCCCUUGUAUGAAGACCUGCAACAACCCUAGUGGGAAAUGCCUUCAUGAGCUGAGAGGUUUGGAAGGCUGCUAUCCACACUGUCCAAACAAAACACCCUAUUUUGAUGAAGAAAGCAUGACCUGUGUUUCACAUUGUGGUUGUUAUGAUGAUAAUGGAAAACGAUACAAGCCAGGAAUGCAGAUGCCUUCAGAGGAGAACUGUAAAUCAUGUGUAUGCACAACUAGUGGCAAAAAUUGCACAUAUGAUGAAUACGCAUGCCAGUGCAUUUAUGAGGGAAAGAUAUAUAACUAUAAUGAUGUGAUCUACAAUACUACUGAUGGCACAGGAGGAUGUAUUGUUGCAACUUGUGGUCCCAAUGGAAAACUUAAAAGGACUAUCACUGAAUGCCCAAUCACAACGACACCUACUAUGUCAACACUAUUUCACUUUAGCACUACACCGCCUGCCACUACUCCGACAGUGUCACCGACUACAUCAGUAUGUGUUCAUGAAGUCUGUCACUGGUCAGAAUGGUAUGAUGGAAAUGAGCGAAAGCCUGGCUACAAUGGUGGAGAUUUUGAAACAUUUGAUGAUUUGAGAGCUAAAGGUUAUGAAGUGUGUAAAGCUCCAAAGGCUGUUCAAUGCAGAGCAGAGAAAUUGCCUAACAUACCACUGAAAGAACUUGGCCAGAAACUAGAAUGUAGUAAAACAAAUGGACUUAUAUGUUACAACAAAGAUCAAAUUUCAACAAUGUGCUACAACUAUGAAAUCAGAAUCCAGUGUUGUGUUUUUGUACCAUGUACUUCCACAACUGUCACCAUAUCUACACCAAUCACACUCACAACUCCAGAAACAACAACUACUUCUUCAAAAACCUCUCCUGAGACAACAACAAGUACUUCCGCUGAGACAACAUACACUACACCACCUUGUCAACCUCAGUGCAAAUGGUCCAAAUGGUAUGAUGUCCAUUCCCCAACACUGCACAAUAAGGGAGAUUAUGAAACUUACCAUGACAUUAGAGCUGCUGGAAAAGCAAUUUGCAGAAACCCUGAAAAAAUACAAUGUAGAGCAGAGAAAUAUCCACAUAAAUCUAUUGGAGAAAUUGGCCAAGUAGUUCACUGCAAUGUAACCUAUGGGCUUAUCUGCAGAAAUGAGGAGCAAAAAGGAGAACUGCAUAUAUGUCUUAAUUAUCAAAUAAAGGUUUUAUGCUGUGAUGACUACAGUCACUGCCAAACAACAGCAGUAACAUUUACUCCAUUGACUGAAACUUCUACACAAAUAUCUACAACUACAGAAAUUACAUCCUUUUCAUCCACAAUAACAUCAAUACCAAUAACUAAAACUUCUGAAAGCACAACAUUCAAACCUUCAACUACUACAGGAACAACCACAAGCACAUUCACAUCGGAAAAAACAACUCCUGUGUCCAAAUCUCCUUCAACGGCUCAUCCUUGUAUAAAAGAAGAAUGUGAAUGGUCAAUAUGGUAUGAUGCCAGCUACCCGGGAUCUGGAUAUGAUGAUGGAGAUUUUGAUACAAUUCAGAACAUUAGAAAAAAGGGAUACAAAGUCUGUGAUAACAGGAAAGCUGUGGAAUGCAGAGCA
Tinamus guttatus (white-throated tinamou) is the source of this 5133-nucleotide messenger RNA. The record is from RefSeq and is a predicted model, not a curated record. NCBI's taxonomy places the organism in Eukaryota, Metazoa, Chordata, Aves, Tinamiformes, Tinamidae.